CCCUGGGUCCAGCCGCGGCGGGUCAGAGGCGACGGGGAGGGGAGUGGACAGUCCAGCGGAGCAGAGCCCCAGGAGACCCGCGGCGCCCGGGGGCCCCUCGGAGCGCCACCACCUCGGCCUCUAGUCCCCGAAAGUCAGGGCGUCUUCUUCUGGGCACGGGCACCCCGGGACGCCGGGGACAGCUGAGCUGGGGGGGCGCUCGAGCUGCGAGGAUCCGGGCUGCCCGCGAGGCGAGGAGCGGGCGCCCAGGAUGGGAUGCAUGAAGUCCAGGUUCCUGCAGGAUGGAGGCAAGGUCUCGAAAACAGAGCCAAGCACUGACAAGCGCGGCACCGCCGUGUACGCUCCGGAUCCCACAGCAUUCUGCAAGCCGGGGCUGAACAGCAGCGGUGGCGCUCCUCCAGGAUUUGUGCAGGGUUCUGAGGACGUCAUUGUCGUCGCCCUGUAUGACUACGAUGCUAUUCACCAUGAAGACCUCAGCUUUCAGAAGGGGGACCAGAUGGUGGUCCUGGAGGAGUCAGGGGAGUGGUGGAAGGCAAGAUCCCUGGUCACCCGGAAAGAGGGCUACAUCCCAAGCAACUAUGUGGCUCCCGUUAACUCUCUGGAGACUGAGGAGUGGUUCUUCAAGGACAUCAGCCGAAAGGACGCAGAGCGCCGCCUCCUGGCCCCCGGCAACGUGUUGGGCUCUUUCAUGAUCCGGGACAGCGAGACAACCAAAGGGAGCUACUCUUUGUCUGUACGAGACUACGACCCUCAGCACGGGGACACGGUGAAGCAUUACAAGAUCCGGACCCUGGACAACGGGGGUUUCUACAUCUCCCCAAGAAGCACCUUCAGCAGCCUGGAGGAGCUGGUGGCCCACUACAAGAAGGGGAAGGAUGGGCUCUGCCAGAAGCUUUCAGUGCCCUGCGUGUCCCCCAAGCCCCAGAAGCCAUGGGAGAAAGACGCCUGGGAAAUUCCUCGGGAGUCCCUCCAGAUGGAGAAGAAACUCGGAGCUGGGCAGUUUGGAGAAGUGUGGAUGGCCACUUAUAACAAGCACACCAAGGUGGCAGUGAAGACCAUGAAGCCAGGAAGCAUGUCAGUGGAGGCCUUCCUGGCAGAGGCCAACCUGAUGAAGACACUGCAGCAUGACAAACUGGUGAAGCUGCAUGCUGUGGUCACGCAAGAGCCCAUCUACAUCGUCACAGAGUUCAUGGCCAAAGGAAGCCUGCUGGACUUUUUGAAAAGCGAAGAAGGCAGCAAGCAGCCCCUGCCAAAGCUCAUUGACUUCUCAGCCCAGAUUGCAGAGGGCAUGGCCUUCAUUGAGCAGAGGAACUACAUUCACCGAGACCUCCGAGCUGCCAACAUCUUGGUCUCUGCAUCACUGGUGUGUAAGAUUGCCGACUUUGGCCUGGCACGGAUCAUUGAGGAUAAUGAGUACACGGCUCGGGAAGGAGCCAAGUUCCCCAUCAAGUGGACAGCUCCUGAAGCCAUCAACUUCGGUUCCUUCACCAUCAAGUCAGACGUCUGGUCCUUUGGCAUCUUGCUGAUGGAGAUUGUCACCUAUGGCCGGAUCCCUUACCCAGGAAUGUCAAACCCAGAGGUGAUCCGGGCACUGGAGCAUGGGUACCGGAUGCCUCGGCCAGAGCACUGCCCGGAGGAGCUGUACAGUAUCAUGACCCGGUGCUGGAAGAGUCGCCCAGAGGAGCGACCCACCUUUGAAUACAUCCAGAGUGUGCUGGACGACUUCUUUACUGCCACUGAGAGCCAGUAUCAACAGCAGCCUUGAUGGGCAGGACCAGGACAGGCCCAACGGUGGUGGUGACGU
Molecule: messenger RNA, 1804 nt
Organism: Jaculus jaculus (lesser Egyptian jerboa)
Lineage: Eukaryota; Metazoa; Chordata; Mammalia; Rodentia; Dipodidae
Gene: Hck
Product: HCK proto-oncogene, Src family tyrosine kinase
Exons: 13
Coding region: 251-1765 (504 amino acids)
Biological process (GO): innate immune response; protein phosphorylation; cell differentiation
Cellular component (GO): extrinsic component of cytoplasmic side of plasma membrane
Molecular function (GO): non-membrane spanning protein tyrosine kinase activity; signaling receptor binding; ATP binding
Source: RefSeq, a predicted model, not a curated record